AGUGUGGAGAGGGCAGUCUCUCUCCCUGGACACCCUCUGUGGAGUGCGACUCUGAUGCGUGCCAGAGCAGCACAGAUGAGGCAGUUUUGAGGCGAAUGAAAAGCUGCCUGGCUGACAGGCUGUGUUGUUUCCUCUUAGCGGUGUAUGAGGUGAUCAGUGCCCUGAGCUCCCAAACUCAUAUCCUCCCGGGGCAGAGGGUGCUGUGUCUCCGUGGCCUGCCCCACAGAAGCAUCUUUGAGGAGGUAGAGAAGGACGGCUGACCCAUCCCUGCUCCCCGGAGCUCAGCACUGGCCCCUGCGAGCCUGGCAUCUGGGGCAGAAGCAACAUCAAAGCCGGGAUUGGCCGACUCCCACCACGAAUGCCAAGCAGGCCAGGCGAGGGCAGCGUGGGGGCGUGACAAAUCUCAGCCUGCCUCUAACUUGUGUUCCCUGUCAGUCUGCCCUGGCCUUGCCUCGCGAUGACGGGCCCGCCACUCAGCCUCACUCAUCUCCUCACCAUUUCAGGACUUCUCUGUCACUCAGUUGGCUACCUGGCCCUUCCUGGCCUGGGUCAGAAGAAGCGGGGCAGCCACAGAGCCUGCUGCCUGCUGACCCCGCCGCCUCCCCCGCUGUUCCCGCCACCGUUCUUCAGAGGCAGCAGAAGCCCGCUUCUCUCUCCAGACAUGAAGAAUCUUCUGGAACUUGAGGCCUCACCAUCACCCUGCAUUCAAGGCUCACUUGGCUCUCCUGGGCCCCCUGGACCCCAGGGUCCACCGGGGCUCCCUGGCAAGACAGGAGCGAAGGGAGAAAAGGGGGAUCUUGGCCGCCCAGGAAGGAAGGGUAGACCUGGACCCCCAGGUGUUCCUGGCAUGCCUGGGCCUGUUGGCUGGCCAGGCCCUGAAGGACCCAGGGGUGAAAAAGGUGACCUGGGUAUGACGGGCUUGCCGGGGUCGAGAGGACCAAUGGGCUCUAAGGGCUUCCCUGGAUCCAGAGGGGAAAAGGGAUCCAGAGGCGAAAGGGGUGACUUGGGUCCCAAAGGAGAGAAGGGUUUCCCUGGAUUUCCUGGAAUGCUGGGGCAGAAAGGUGAAAUGGGUCCCAAGGGAGAACCUGGGCUAUCAGGACACCGAGGCCCCACGGGGAGACCGGGAAAACGAGGCAAGCAGGGUCAAAAGGGAGACAGUGGAAUAAUGGGCCCACCAGGCAAGCCUGGGCCUACUGGUCAACCUGGUCGUCAAGGUCCUCCAGGGCCUCCAGGUGCCCCAUCUGCAGGACAACUUGUCAUGGGACUCAAAGGAGAAAGAGGACUUCCAGGGCCUCCAGGAAGAUGCCUUUGUGGACCCCCUGUGAAUGUGAAUAGCCCCUCCCACGGGGACUCCACCUAUGGCUCCCCUCGGGUUCCUGCGAUAUUUGUGGUCAACAGCCAGGAAGAGCUUGAGAAGCUGAACACUCAGAACGCCAUCGCCUUUCGCAGAGACCAGCGAUCGUUGUACUUCAAAGACAGCCUUGGCUGGCUUCCCAUCCAGCUGACCCCUUUCUACCCCGUGGGUUACACCGUAAGCCAGCAUGGCACCUGUGGGGACGGGGUGCUGCAGCCCGGAGAGGAGUGUGACGACGGUAAUCCAGAUGUGGGAGAUGACUGCAUUGACUGUCACCGGGCCUACUGUGGAGACGGUUACCGGCACCAGGGCGUGGAGGACUGUGACGGCUCGGACUUUGGCUACCUGACAUGCGAGACCUAUCUGCCUGGAUCGUAUGGAGACCUCCGGUGCACCCAGCACUGCUACAUCGACUCCACACCCUGCCGUUACUUCACGUGAGGGGCUCGAGGGACAGGUGGGUGCAGCCCACGUAACUGGUGGCUGUGUCUCUGCCCUGCACAAGCUGGCCUUACUCUCUCUUGGGCCAGAGCCCACUGACCUUCAAGUGACAAAACAAGGAUACAUUCUUGCUGCUAAGACAUGCUUUUGACUCAGUUUGACUGGAAGAGUUUUGGACCACUGCAUCCUGUCUUAAUUAAAAGAACCAGAAACCUUCUGUCCACCCUGGGACUACCUUCCCCCCAACCUCCCCAUCCCACCCACACCCUGCUCCCUGCACAUCGUCUGGCUAAACAGCUGGCUGUGAUGCCUUAUCUCUUCUGGAAAGAUGCUGGCUCAGGCCCUGAACUCGGCUUAGCACUGUUAGACACACGGGAAUCGGCAGGGCUCCUGCAUUUUGUUCUGCUCUCAUCUGGGUUUGGGCGAGCUGGUGCACAGGCUUCCACACCCUUCAGACCUCCAAGUGUAGCUCUUCUCACCCAAGGCAGCCACCUGUUGGGUCUGUCAAGGUUUAAGAACCACAAGACAGGAGGUGAGCAUAUUCUCCUGGUGCAACUCCCAGCUUCAGACCUGCUUGAGAGACCCUGCAACUGGCCAGGGCCCGAUCAACUUCACGUGGAGCUGGAAGACUUGAGGAAGCCACGUGAUCCAAGCUCACUCCCAAGGAAAGGGGGGAGACUCAGCUGAGUCACUUUUCCCGGUGGAACCAUGUCGGAACAGAAGCCUUCCUCUUCCUGAAGUUCUCCAAGGGACAGUGGUUAUAGCUUCAAAUCCCAGGUGCCCUCUUGGCCUCUACCUUGAGGGUAUCCUUCUCAACCGCGUCUUGUGUGAGAGACUCACUCACACACCCUCACCAGGGCAGGUUGCUGGUGUUUUCUCAUGCUGGCUUCCCUGGAUAGGGCUCCACUGCCGAGUCCUUGCUGUCUGCUGUCUGCUGUCUGCUGGAAUGGCCCCGUGAGCCUCGUCCGUGCCUGCACCUUGCUCACCCUGGUGUUUCUCGUGUGCCUGACUGCUUCCGUUUUUCCUGGGAUUCACUUUUCCUUAACCCUGCCUAUUUGAGAACUGCCUUCCCCAUAUUUCCCGAGUGGGGUCUGGCUCUAUUUUGGAAAGACAUGUCUUUUUGUCCCCCUCCCCAGGUACAUACACUUAUCUUGUCACCGUAUGGGCUGUCCCCCUGUGCUGUUACACAAAGCUCUUCAGUGAGUCGAAGUCUUGGGAACUCAGUGACAGCACCUUUUGUUACCCAGCAAUUCAGAACUGUGAACUGUAUUUCCUGAGAGCAGUUAACUGGAGGCUGUGUCUUCCAGGCAGGCAUUGCUAUUUAUAUUACAUUACUAUUCUGGGGCUUCUGGGUGAGCAAGCAAGGAAUAAAGGUAAUUCCUGGU
This is a messenger RNA of Mesocricetus auratus (golden hamster), 3180 nucleotides long. RefSeq names its product collagen like tail subunit of asymmetric acetylcholinesterase (gene Colq). The coding region runs from base 458 to 1795 and encodes 445 amino acids. The transcript is spliced from 17 exons. Gene Ontology annotation, molecular function: heparin binding. Lineage: Eukaryota; Metazoa; Chordata; Mammalia; Rodentia; Cricetidae. The record is from RefSeq and is a predicted model, not a curated record.